AUGAAGAAGAGCUGGAUAAAAGUUACUGAAAUCACAGGACUCACUUGUCAAAGUGGAAUUAAACGUUUGGUUGUAGCUAUCACGAAGAAAACCAUUUGCUGCAUUGAUGCUGCUGAAGUACUGCGUUCUAUGGGAGUUGACGGACUGCUAUAUAAAGGAAUGGAACACAAUGCUAGCAGAGAUGCAACAACUCCCUUGAAUACGAGAAUCAAUUUUGUAAAUUCAAGGGUGAAUACAGAGAAACUGACCAACUUUGAAUUUCUGUGUUGCGCUAUUAGCAUUGGUGGUGAGAGUUUCCGAUGUCUUGAAGUCCUCUUCCAGCCAUCAAUGAUUGGUAAAGAAGCUGCUGGUAUUCACGAAACCACUUACAACUCUGUCACGAAGUGUGAUAUUGAUAUCAGGAAAGAUCUGCAUGGAAACAUUGUUCUUAGUGGAGGAACCACAAUGCUCCCUGGAAUUGCUGAUAGGAUGAGCAAGGAAAUCACUGCUUUGGCCCCAAGCAGCAUGAAAAUCAAGGUUGUCACCCCACCUGAGAGGAAGUACAGUGUCUGGAUUGGAGGGUCUAUCUUGGCAUUUCUCAGCAUUCCAACAGGUAAUUAAGAUGAUACAAACAAGAUUUAAGCUUCAUUUAUACUUCCUCCAUUUUUUUAUUAUUGCACCAUUUUCCUUUUUCGGAAGUUGCAUAUUAAUUGCACCAUUUCCUUUUUUAGUAAGUUUACUUACAUAAAAUGACAUUUUUAUCCUUAUAUGGGUGGUGGGGACCAAACCCCACUUGUUCUUUACCUAAAAACCUGUACUUAAUCACAUGGGUAUUUUUGUCACUCUCUCACCUUUUACCACAUUUCUUAAUUCUUGUGCCCAAUGUAGAUGGUGCAAUAAUAAAAAAAUGGAGGAAGUAUUUUUUAACUUGAGAACUCCUUAUUUGAACUUAUUUAGACUCAUCGAAACUUAUUUUAAGUAGUAAACUGAGUGUAGUAUCCCUUAUCUAAACUUAUUUUGGUGAAACUUAUUUCUUAAAGUGAUCAGAGC
This is a messenger RNA of Spinacia oleracea (spinach), 1029 nucleotides long. RefSeq lists its product as uncharacterized. The coding region runs from base 1 to 600 and encodes 199 amino acids. NCBI's taxonomy places the organism in Eukaryota, Viridiplantae, Streptophyta, Magnoliopsida, Caryophyllales, Amaranthaceae. The transcript has 3 exons. The record is from RefSeq and is a predicted model, not a curated record.